AUGUCAAUCCCCCCCUCCGCCGAAUACUACAAUCUCGGCUCGUACCGCCGCUCCAUCAGCGGCAACGAGGCCGCCAACGUCUGGUUCAACCGCGGCCUCGUCUGGUGCUACGCCUUCAACCAUGCCGAAGCCUGGCGCUGCUUCGAGCAGGCCGUGCUGCACGACGAGACCUGCCCCAUGGCGCACUGGGGCCUCGCCUACGCCGCAGGGCCAAACUACAACAAGCCGUGGCGAUUGUUUGAUGCCGCAGACCUCAGGCACACCAUGAGCACGUGCCACGCCGCCGCCCGCCAGGCACAUGACCUGCUGCUGCUCCUUCCCUCAACGUCCGUCACGCCCGUCGAACGAGCCUUGAUUCUGGCCAUGCAGAAGCGAUUUCCCCCUGCCAGGGCGGGCGCUGGCAAGGCGGUUGAGGAGGAGGUCGACUAUCCGGCCAUCGAUGCAGCGUACGCAGACGCCAUGCAGGCCGUGUACGAGGAGUUUGGCGCGCAGGAUCUCGACGUCGUGGCGCUGUACGCCGACGCGAGGAUGUUCACGCACCAGCGCAAGAUGUUCGACCUGAAGACCGGGCGUCCCAUCGAGUCGUCGCCCGUGUACGAGGUGCAGGAGCUGUUCAACGAGGCGCUGGCGCGGGAAGGCGGGCUCGAACACCCGGGUUUGAUCCAUCUGUCGAUUCAUUUCUGGGAGAUGUCGGCCACGCCCGCCGUGGCCCUGACGGCCGCCGACCGGCUGCGCAAUCUGGUCCCCGACGCGGGCCAUUUGCACCAUAUGCCGACCCAUUUGGACAUUCUGAUCGGGGACUAUCGCCGCUCCGUGGAUAGUAACUUGGCGGCGACCAUCGCAGACGACAAGUACCUGGCCCAUCGGGGCGCCAAGAACAUGUACAGCUUUUACCGCAUGCACGACUACCACUCGCUCAUCUACGCGGCGAUGCUCUCCGGCCGGUACGCCGUUGCCGUCUCCGCCGUGGACCGCAUGGAGGUCUCGCUGACCGAUGACGUGCUGCGAGUGACCUCGCCGCCGCUCGCCGACUGGCUGGAGUUCUUCAAGAGCGUGCGUGUGCACGUGUAUAUUCGCUUUGGACGGUGGGAGGAGAUCAAAGCUCUCCCUUUGCCAGAAGACCAGGAACUAUACUGCGUGACAACCGCGGUCACACAUUACGGCAAGGGUAUUGCAUACGCCGCGACGGGGGAUCUCGUGCACGCAGACGAGGAACGAGUCAAAUACCAUGCCGCCGUGCAGCGCGUCCCGGCGUCCCGCAUGGACUACCCGAACAAGAUGCUGGACAUCUUCAAGGUCGCCACCGCCAUGCUGGACGGGGAGAUCGAAUAUAGACGGGGAGAAGACUACACGGCCGCGUUUGCCCACCUCCGCACCGCGAUCGAGCACGACGACGCCCUCCUCUACACCGAGCCGUGGGGGUGGAUGGUCCCCACGCGCCAUGCGUACGCUGCUCUCUCGCUCGAACAGGGCCUCGUCGAGCAGGCCGCUGCCGCGUACGCGGCCGACCUGGGGCUCGACCCGACCAUCUCCCGCGCGCACCAGCAUCCGAAUAACGUCUGGGCCCUGCAUGGGUACUACGAGUGUCUGACAAAACUGGGGAGACAUGCCGAGGCGCAGAUCAUCAAGCCGCAGCUGGAUGUCGCUUUACGAGUUGCCGACGUGGAGAUUACCUCCUCCUGUUUUUGCAGGCUGUCUUGCGGAGCGAAGCUCUGCAAAUAGUAGAAUAUUCAAAAUAUUCAAUAGAAUUGAUUUGCACAG
Molecule: messenger RNA, 1761 nt
Organism: Penicilliopsis zonata CBS 506.65
Lineage: Eukaryota; Fungi; Ascomycota; Eurotiomycetes; Eurotiales; Aspergillaceae
Exons: 1
Coding region: 1-1722 (573 amino acids)
Cellular component (GO): intracellular anatomical structure
Molecular function (GO): protein binding
Source: RefSeq, a predicted model, not a curated record